Molecule: messenger RNA, 1314 nt
Organism: Mesitornis unicolor (brown roatelo)
Lineage: Eukaryota; Metazoa; Chordata; Aves; Mesitornithiformes; Mesitornithidae
Product: collagen alpha-1(II) chain-like
Molecular function (GO): extracellular matrix structural constituent
Source: RefSeq, a predicted model, not a curated record
GGCGAACCUGGGAAACAAGGAGCACCCGGCUCUGCAGGCGACCGCGGCCCCCCCGGCCCCGUGGGCCCCCCCGGGCUGACGGGUCCCGCUGGUGAACCUGGGCGCGAGGGUAACCCCGGCUCUGAUGGGCCCCCGGGCAGAGACGGCGCAGCCGGCGUGAAGGGUGAUCGUGGCGAGACAGGGCCCGUGGGUGCUCCCGGCGCUCCCGGUGCCCCCGGUGCCCCCGGCCCCGUGGGUCCCACCGGCAAACAAGGAGACAGAGGCGAGACGGGUGCACAAGGUCCCAUGGGUCCCUCCGGUCCCGCUGGCGCUCGAGGGAUGCCGGGUCCCCAAGGGCCACGCGGUGACAAGGGUGAGACAGGAGAGGCUGGAGAGAGGGGGCUGAAGGGCCACCGAGGCUUCACCGGGCUGCAGGGGCUCCCCGGCCCACCUGGCCCUUCUGGAGACCAAGGCGCUGCCGGCCCCGCAGGUCCCUCCGGUCCCAGGGGUCCCCCCGGCCCUGUUGGCCCCUCUGGCAAAGACGGCUCCAAUGGCAUGCCCGGCCCCAUCGGUCCCCCCGGUCCCCGUGGCCGAAGUGGCGAACCCGGCCCUGCAGGUCCUCCCGGAAACCCAGGUCCUCCCGGUCCUCCUGGCCCCCCGGGCACCGGCAUCGAUAUGUCAGCAUUCGCCGGCCUGGGGCAGCCGGAGAAGGGCCCCGACCCCAUCCGUUACAUGCGGGCGGACGAGGCGGCUGCCUCCAUCUCUGCCUCCAUCUCUGCCUCCCUUCCUGCCUCCCUCCCUGCCUCCAUCCCCUCUGAUCCCUCUCCCCCAUCACCAAGAGGACAACGAGGUCCACCAUGCCCCAAAAUCUCCUGUUCUCAUCCUGUUCGUCUCCCCGCUGCAGGAGAUUACUGGAUCGACCCCAACCAGGGCUGCACCUUGGACGCCAUCAAAGUUUUCUGCAACAUGGAGACAGGCGAGACCUGCGUCUACCCCACGCCCAGCAGCAUCCCCAGGAAGAACUGGUGGACCAGUAAGACCAAAGAGAAGAAGCACGUCUGGUUCGCAGAGACCAUUAACGGCGGUUUCCACUUCAGCUACGGCAAUGAGGACCUGGCUCCCAACACUGCCAACAUCCAGAUGACUUUCCUCCGCCUCCUGUCCACCGAAGGCUCCCAAAACAUCACCUACCACUGCAAGAACAGCAUCGCCUACAUGGACGAGGAGACGGGCAACCUGAAGAAAGCCAUCCUCAUCCAGGGAUCCAACGAUGUGGAGAUCCGGGCCGAGGGCAACAGCCGGUUCACCUACAGCGUCUUGGAGGACGGUUGCACG